AUGGAUGCUGAGAGGGUCAGUCAGGAAGAAAAUGCGGCACAAGCGGCACGAAGAAGGAAGCAAGCAGAGAGAUACUUUCGUGCAGAACAAGAUGCGGACUCGCUGUACUUCGAUGCAGAUCAAGCAGCCAAGGAAGACAAGGAAAUCACAGAUGACAUGACCUUGCAGGAGCUGAAAGAACUUUCUGAAGGCGUGAGAGAAGAGAGGCCAGAAGCUCAGAUGGUUGAAGUUCCAGAUGCACCUUCGAUGGAGGAGCUAGAACAACACCGAGUGCAUCAUGCCAACUAUGAGCCAUGGUGUCCUAGUUGUGUGGCAGGACAAGGUAGAGAGAAACCUCACAGGAGGAACAAGAAGGAAAAGCAAGAACACGUGGUUUACUCGGACUACAUGUUCUUCACGAAAGAAGGAAUGAAGGUCAGUGAGCCAACCGAGGCUCAAAAGAAGAACAAGGAGCUGGUCACAGUUUUGACAGCAACUGACCAGGACAGCCAGGCACCAUUUGCUGUUGUUGUUCCAAGCAAAGGCGGGGCAGCAUACGCAGUGGGAGCGAUCUCGGCUUGGGUCAAAGACUUGGGUUGGGACAAGGUCACCAUCCACACAGACCAAGAGAACUCUUUGAACCAUCUGUACGAAAAGGUGAAGGACAAGCUGGGCAAUGACAAGGUGCAGCUUCGUAAAUCACCCAGGUACAGUUCGGCUUCAUUGGGCUCUGGGGAGAUGGUGAACGGACUGAUAGCCGGAAAGAUCAGGACAUGGCUUGUUGAUUUGCGAGAAAGGUACGGCAACGAUGACAUUGACAUUGGCCACGUGUUGUUUCCAUGGAUCGUGAGGCACGUUUCGUGGAGCAUGGAGAGGUUUCACGUGAACAAGACGAAGACGACGGCGCACAGGAUCUUGAAGGGACAUGAUUACCUGGGAGAACUCUUGCCGAUGGGCGAGACCGUCAUGGCAAAGUACCCCAACGUGAAGGACAGGGCGAAGAGCGACUCCAGAUGGGUGAAAGGCAUCUAUGCUGGAAAGACAACGCAGUUGGACGAGCACAUAAUCCUCACAGAAGCAGGGGCAGACACUUUCCGCACAGUGAGAAGGUUACCGCUGGGCUCACAGCAUCAGCUGGUCGUUCUUGAACAGGCAAGAGGUGCACCCUGGAACACUGUGGAAGGCAUCGAGAAGGCGAAGCCAGAGGGCAUCCGCUCCAAAGUAGACGUGAGACAACUGCAGGAACCCAUCCUCGAAACAGAAGUAACUAGAGGGUCGGGAUCCGCGGGUGACAUUGCGCCACGUGAGCGGGAGAUACCGCCGGUGUUUGUGCCAGCGCCGAAAAUCUCCGGGCGCAGCAUCGAUCCGGACGGGUUGACGUGCCAAGACUUCAAGAAGAAGCAGAGCCCUGAGGAACGACUCAGCUCCUCGCAGGGCACGAAUUUCUGUCCGUUGAUGGCAACAUCUAUGGAAGACAAUCUGCAGCAGCUCAAUACCGGGAUCGACCUGAGGCAGUCGCACGCAGCAAGGAACUCCAGCGACGAGCAGUGCAGAGGUCGCAAGGGAGUGCGAUCAAUUCAGAAGUGUCAGCUUUGUGGCUGA
Molecule: messenger RNA, 1581 nt
Organism: Effrenium voratum
Lineage: Eukaryota; Dinophyceae; Suessiales; Symbiodiniaceae
Source: the annotation of a GenBank genome assembly